GCUCGGCGGCGCGCACGCCUGCGGGAGCCCUCUCCAGGCAACCCAGUGCUGAUCGCCGGCGCCGGUGCGGCCGUUCCCCCGACCGCAGCGGGAGCCGAGGCUCCGGAGCAGCCCCUGCCUCUUCCCGGCCUCCCCCCAGUCGCUUCCCGGUGGAGCUCGGGGCAUGAGCUACGAUGGCGGGCUGCAUCCCCGAGGAGAAAACUUACCGACGCUUCCUGGAGCUCUUCCUGGGCGAGUUUCGCGGACCGUGCGGCGGCGGCGAGCCGGAGCCCGAACCCGAAUCCGAGCCCGAACCCGAAGCUGAGCUGGUUGCCGCCGAGGCGGCCGAGGCUGCGGUGGAGGAGCCGGGGGAGGACGCUGCGGCCGUGGCGGCGGCCGGCGAAGGCGAGCGGGAGCCAGACCCCGAGCCCGAAGAGGAGGCGGCGGCGGAGGCGGCGGUGGCCGAGGGCGAGGAGGAGGAAGCGGCGGCCCCGGGGCACUCGGCCGUGCCGCUGCCGCAGCCGCCGCUGCCGCCGCUGCCCCCGCUCCCGCGGCCGCUGUCGGAGCGCAUCACCCGCGAGGAGGUGGAGGGCGAGAGCCUGGACCUGUGCCUGCAGCAGCUCUACAAAUAUAACUGCCCUUCCUUUUUGGCUGCUGCUUUAGCCAGAGCCACAUCAGAUGAAGUCCUCCAGAGUGACCUUUCUGCACACUGCAUCCCAAAGGAAACGGACGGCACAGAAGGGACUGUGGAGAUUGAGACAGUGAAAUUGGCCCGUUCUGUCUUCAGCAAACUACACGAGAUUUGCUGCAGCUGGGUGAAAGACUUCCCUCUCCGCAGGAGGCCCCAGCUUUAUUAUGAGACAUCCAUCCAUGCCAUCAAAAACAUGCGCAGGAAAAUGGAGGAUAAACAUGUCUGCAUUCCUGACUUUAAUAUGCUCUUCAACCUAGAGGACCAGGAAGAACAAGCUUAUUUUGCAGUGUUUGAUGGCCAUGGGGGAGUGGAUGCCGCCAUUUAUGCCUCUGUUCACCUACAUGUAAACUUAGUACGCCAGGAGAUGUUCCCCCAUGAUCCUGCUGAGGCUCUGUGCCGGGCCUUCCGGGUCACAGACGAGCGAUUUGUGCAGAAGGCAGCCAGGGAGAGCUUACGAUGUGGGACCACAGGUGUGGUAACUUUUAUCAGAGGCAACAUGCUCCACGUGGCAUGGGUGGGUGAUUCCCAAGUUAUGCUUGUGAGAAAGGGCCAAGCUGUUGAACUAAUGAAGCCACAUAAACCAGACAGAGAGGAUGAAAAGCAGCGAAUUGAGGCUCUUGGAGGCUGUGUAGUUUGGUUUGGUGCCUGGAGGGUGAAUGGAAGUCUGUCAGUCUCCAGAGCUAUAGGAGAUGCCGAACAUAAGCCAUAUAUCUGUGGAGAUGCAGACUCUGCCUCAACUGUUCUGGAUGGGACUGAAGACUACCUCAUUCUGGCCUGUGAUGGCUUCUAUGAUACCGUGAACCCUGAUGAGGCAGUGAAGGUUGUGUCUGACCACUUGAAAGAGAAUAAUGGAGACAGCAGCAUGGUUGCCCACAAAUUAGUGGCAUCAGCUCGGGAUGCUGGGUCAAGUGAUAAUAUCACUGUUAUUGUGGUAUUCCUGAGGGACAUGAACAAAGCUGUAAAUGUUAGUGAGGAAUCAGAUUGGACAGAGAACUCUUUUCAAGGAGGGCAAGAAGAUGGUGGGGAUGAUAAGGAGAGUCAUGGAGAGUGCAAACGCCCGUGGCCUCAGCACCAGUGCUCAGCACCUGCCGAUCUAGGCUAUGAGGGGCGCGUGGAUUCAUUCACUGAUAGAACUAGCCUGAGCCCAGGGCCCCAAAUCAACGUACUGGAAGAUCCAGGCUACCUAGAUCUCACACAAAUAGAAGCAAGCAAACCUCACAGUGCCCAGUUUUUGCCACCAGUUGAGAUGUUUUGUCCUGGUGCACCAAAGAAAGCAAAUCUUAUUAAUGAGCUAAUAAUGAAGGAAAAAUCAGACAAGUCAUCAUUGCCUGAACACAGUGGUGCUGGAGAGUUUCUGGCUUCUUUUAAUUGGGGUUCAACAGGGCAACAGAUACGCAGAAUGGAGACCUUGUCCCCUGUCUGUUCUGGGUUAGAAAAUGAACAGUUCAAAUCCCUGGGGAAAAGAGUGUCUAGAUUAUAUCAUUUACACCAUCACUACUCAAAAAGGCAACGUGGAUUCAGGUUUAAUCCAAGGUUUUAUUCAUGUCUUUCUGCUCAAGAGCCUUCUCACAAAAUAGGUAUUAGCCUGUUGUCACUUAUUCAAAGUGGGAAGAGAAACAAGAUGUUAAGAAGUUCUUUGCCAUGGAGGGAAAGUAAUUGGAAAGGGUAUAGUAAAAACAUAAUGAAGGUCAGAAAGAGUAAUGAUAUUCCAUGCCCAGAUCUUCCCUGGAGCUAUAAAAUAUAAGACCUUUUCAUCAAAGUAGGCUAGCUAGCUCUCCCUCAAAAAUACCACUAUCAGAGUAGAAACAAGGUAGACAUUUCUAACACACAUGUGCUUCAUUAUGAAUCCAUGGAUGGCUCAAUUCUUAAAUGUAAAUAGAUCUCUAGGAAACUCAAAAUAGUGUUUUCAAUCUUACAAAAAAAAAGUAUUGGCAGUUUCACUAGCAAAAUUAUACAGCUGGUCCCCGUGAUGUGUCUACACCUACAACAGCCCCUAGCCACCAUCCCUUCACGUCACUAGUGGAAGAUGAGCGUAAUUUCAGUCAGGAUAUACAGUGUGGAAAUCACAACUCAGUAGAAAUCUGGUCUAAUGUGCCUAAUCUAAGACAAACGAUGCACAACUGAACUUAGUUUGGAGACGUUCUUCAAGAUCCUGGGCACUAUGAAGGAUCCCUCCCCACUCUGGGUGGGUGAAAGACUAAAAGCCAUAUGGAUUUUAACUGGUGGUAAUGGAAGACGUAAACUAGUAUGAAAGUGUCAUAGUCUCAGACUUGUGAGGCAGUAUAUAGUCAAAAAAUUUACUGAUUUUUUUCCCAUAGAAAACACAACAAAAGACGUAACUAUUACAUUUUUAAUUAAAAUGUUUCAUAAGGUUUUAGUUAUUUGAGUCUCAUAAGCUGCUAUGGUGCUUUUGGUGGAAUUUUUGUUACUUGUCAUUCCAGACCACUGUCAGCCGGUUUAAUCUACGAUGCUAAUGUGUUUCACAGUACCUUCAUCUCAGGAAUAAAAGUGGUUUAAUAGAGAUGAUGUCAGGUACAAAUAUACAUGACUCAAAAUGCCACUUAAACAGAGUUAAAACAUUUCCUCCUUUUUUUUUUUUUCCAGUUUACAGACAGCAAAAGCAUAUAUUACUAUGAGAUAAAAAGUGGUUUAGAGAUUGAAAAAUGCUAGUCGUAACCUCUCUAAAAUUGUUUUCCCCAAGGGAAUGAAGUAAUUGGUACAAAGGAGGCCGAGUGAGGGCAGAAUGCAGAGUACUGGGAGCCAGGGCUGUUUAGCUAUAACGGGAAGCCAAGCCAGAGUCCAGCUACCCGCUUCAGACCGCAGAGACAGGUCAUGCCCUCUCAUUUCAGUAUUAAGUUAUAUUUGAUAGUUUUAAAUCAUUU
Molecule: messenger RNA, 3552 nt
Organism: Nannospalax galili (Upper Galilee mountains blind mole rat)
Lineage: Eukaryota; Metazoa; Chordata; Mammalia; Rodentia; Spalacidae
Gene: Ppm1e
Product: protein phosphatase, Mg2+/Mn2+ dependent 1E
Exons: 7
Coding region: 174-2414 (746 amino acids)
Biological process (GO): negative regulation of protein kinase activity; protein dephosphorylation
Molecular function (GO): protein serine/threonine phosphatase activity; cation binding
Source: RefSeq, a predicted model, not a curated record